Molecule: messenger RNA, 4229 nt
Organism: Boleophthalmus pectinirostris (great blue-spotted mudskipper)
Lineage: Eukaryota; Metazoa; Chordata; Actinopteri; Gobiiformes; Gobiidae
Gene: cunh2orf69
Product: chromosome unknown C2orf69 homolog
Cellular component (GO): mitochondrion
Source: RefSeq, a predicted model, not a curated record
GCGCCUCUUCGUGGAUACAACGCAAACGUAGAGCUGUCAAAAUAAACAAUAAACAUGCAGCCUGAUUCCGAUACUCUAAAAAUAUAAAAUGGCAGAAGAUGUAGAUAAAAUAUACAUUAAAAUAUGUUUUUAUAAAUAGCGUCUGAUUGCGUACCGUUUUACGUAAGCGAUCGAGUCUACGUUGCUACUUUGAAGAAUCGCUAGCUCUUAGCAUUAGCCUACUACGGCAUGGAGCAAUCAGGCUUAAAAUAAAUCAUUAAUUUGGUGCCAUUUAAUGUUAUCUGUUCGUGUUGUGGCGUGGGGAGUGACACUCGCAUCUGUAGCCAAGACCAUGAGCAGUUUACUCGGAUCAACGUGCUCUGGAUCUAGGGGUUUGGGAUCAUCAUCAGGUACCCGGGACGCUGUGCGCCUGACAGCCCGCCAGGAGCUGCAGAGGCUGGGUGCAGUGCCUGGAUGUGACCCGAGCAGAACCAACGAGCUGCUGCUACUCCGAUCACAAACACAAGACAACAGCAGUGCAUCCAAACAUGUGGUGUUCUUCCAUGGGGAUAUUCAGAACUUUCAGGAGGAGAUGAGCCUUCACUCGGAUGCAGCUCAGUGGAUAGGCUGGUCCCUGGAGCAGGUGGGGCAGGUGCUGGGGCGUAGGUUUCCGGACAGUCACAUAUGGGUGGUCCGAGCCUCGAGGAUGUACCUGCACAAGUUCAGUUGCUACCAACACUUUGUGCAGUGCAACAUGUUCGGAGCGCCAGAGCAUUCAGCGUAUGCACCUGGGCAAGGCGCCUUCUGUCAUCUCAGAUCCCUGCUGAGUAAUGCCAUGAAUCGUGCCAGCCUGCCUCAUCCUCUUCCACCACCAGAGAGCGCUGACACCACCAUCCCACCCGGCUUCUCUCUGACUCUGGUGGGCUUCAGUAAGGGCUGUGUGGUCCUGAACCAGCUAGUGUACGAGCUCCCGGGGGCCCAGUCUGACCCUCUCAUGUCCAAGUUCGUGCAUUGUAUUUCGGACAUGUUUUGGCUGGAUGGAGGGCAUCCUGGAGGUAGCGAGACUUGGGUGACGAAUAAGGAAGUACUGAAAGAGCUAGCAUCUUCGGGGAUUUCGGUGCACGCCCACGUGACGCCCUACGAGGUAUGCGACCCAAUGAGGGCGUGGGUGGGGAGGGAGCAUGAGCUGUUUGUGAAAACGCUAGAGGAGUUUGGGGCCUGCCCCAGUAAGAAACUACACUUCGAAGAUGAGCCGCCCUCCAUCGAAAACCACUUCAGGGUUAUACAGGAGUUUUGAGUUAUUAUUAAAGCGAGUAGUGAAUGUAUUAAGUCUUAAGAGAGGGUAGAGAGGGGAGGUAGAGAGAGAGGGGGUUUUAGGAGGUAACAGCUUCUUAAUUAUGAAUCUUAAACCAGUGAUUCUUAAAAAAUAUAUUGUCUUUAUCAAAUUAUUAUGGAUCCAGUUUUUCAAUUUCAAAUUUCACUGUAUUUCAGAUUAUCUUCGUGUAAGUUCAGGCUAUAUCCCCUCAUAAUAUUUGGAAUAUUAAAAAGUUUAUGGGAAAAAUGAAUGGAAAAUGCAGGCAAUCAUUGUUGUGCUCCAUACUAGUGUACCAAAUCAAAACACACACCAAAUCAGUUAAGGCAAUCUACUGUGUUUCUACAGUAAUUAAAACACACUUUAAUUAUGUAAAAAUUAUGAUAUUGGAGUGCUGCACUGGAUCAGAAUUUACAGGUGCUCAUCAGACCAGAGGGCUAUUACUUCUUGUGGAGUAGAAAGAGGAUGGCAGAGGCACUCUUAUUUGCGGUGUAUUUAUUGAUGGUCAUGAGCGGGUUUCGACUACUUAUGAGUCUUUAUCAGGGCUGACAGAAUGAGCAGCAGGUGUGACUGUUUAUAGGGGCCAUGAACCCAAACACGUGAUCAUUAAAAACAAAAUAUCCAUAAACACUUACAUGUUGAAUUCAAGUAUAUUAACAACAUACCGUUCAAAACACAACAAAUUCUAUAUAAGUUGGAGUAUAGUCAACGAUACAUAUUUCCCUUAGGGUACACAGCACACUUCAUCAAGAAUUGUUUUAAGUUAACAUUGUCACAAGUAGAAAGCACCAGAAAUUUUGCAAGGAAGGUUAUUAAAACUUUAAUUAUGUAUUUUUCUUACAAAAAUGUGAAUAGAGCCACAUACUCAUACUGGCUCCUCUAUUGGUAUCUUUGUCUUGAAUCACUGGCUUAAGUAAAUGUCUGAGCUCUAAAAUGCAGCAAAGUGAUUUUAAACAUGAAUGAAAUCAUGUUGCAUCAAAUGUUUACAAGUGUUUAAACUAAUGCUUUGUUUUGACUGAAGCUACAUUAUUGUGUGAGUUGAGUUUACAUUGUUUUGCUCAAUACUCUGAGCAUGUUGAGGCUAAUUGCAAAUGGUUUGGCUGUCUGCUUAACUUCUAAAAUACAAUAAGUGUCAACCCCUAAUGGUAAAGAUGCUCACGCUAUCAUUCCUUAAGUUCCAAUUUCUGCACUUUUGGCUUGGUCCAAUGUUUUGUUAAUAAUAGUCGUUAAUAUUUUCCAAAGAAGUACAUCAGAGAAGUUGAAUGUACUUUCUUCCAAAAAUAAUUACAUGCCAAUAGUAUUUUUUAAUUGUCAAAAAAAAAGCCUUUAGAUACUUUAUUAUAAGAGUUUUCAGUACGCUCCUGUCUGCUCUUCCCAUUCAAGAUGGAGAACAUAAAGGUGUACUACGGAACUUUUACAUUUCCCUGCUCAUUUUCCAAAUAAUUUCCCUUGUGGAUCAAAAACGUUUGCCUAAGUCUAAGUCAUGAAGAUGUUAUUGCUUUGCCUGGAAUGUUCCACAGUAUGAACAUUAUUUCAUAAUUUUUCAGUUUUUACAACUAAAUCUUACUGUGAGCAGGGUCGCCUCUCUACAGAUCUGACCUGUAACCAGUGUUGGGGAGUAACAGAUUACAUGUACCGGGAUUACGUAAUCAGAAUACAAAUUAUGAGUAACUGUAUUCAGUUACAGUUACUGUUUCAGUGAGUGGUAAUUGGAUUACAGUUACUUCGUUGAAAUAAAUGGAUUACAUGGCGGUAUUUUCCGGUUUUCACAUUUUGGGCUAAACCAGGACUAAAACCAGGACUAAAAGCAGGACUAACCAGGUCUAAAACCAGGACUAAACCAGUAUUAAACCAGGUCUAAAAGAUGGACUAAACCAGGUCUAAAAGCAGGACUAAAACAGGACUAAUGCAGGACUAAAAUCAGGUCUAAAACCAGGACUAAACCAGAACUAAAUCAGGACUAAACCAGGCCUAAACUAGGUCUAAACAAUAUGACACCUAACAGUAGAGUGAACAUAAUUUAAGGCAGCAGUGAUCUCAUAUAGAAAUCAUUUCUCUAUCAAUAAUAUUUUUUAUAUGCUUAAGUAAAGACUGGGUUUUUUAUUUUCUUUUAGCAGACAAUUAUGUUAUGAUUUCCUGGUCUUUGCUUCUCUACAGCAAACAGUUGCUUAUUCAUGGAGACUUGGGCUCAACAGAGAAUUUGAAGAGAACAAGAAUUUUCAGGAUGUGGUUGGUACACUCAUGUAGUUUUAAAAAGCAUAACAAUAUCAAGUAAUCCAAAGUAAUCAAUUACAUUUCUCACUUUAAGUAAUUUAAUGGAUUACGUUACAAACUACAUUUUGGGGUAUAUAAUCUGUAAUCUGUAGGGGAAUACAUUUUAAAAGUCACCUUCCCAACACUGUCUGUAACUUGGUCUGGUAGCGCCUGCUUAUCUCCAUGCGGAACGUUUAAUAACAUAUUGUGAAAUAUUCCAGGCAAAGCUAUUAACAUCUCCAUGCAGACUAGCAAAUGAUUACAAUCCACCAGAAAAGUCGCUCAGUGCACUUUAAUAUGCAAAAAUAUACAAAUGUUAACAAAAUAUUGAACUGCUAGCAUGCUGCUGUUCUGUCUUCCAUCGCUAGCACUUACCCAAAGCUAAUAACUAUUCAAAAAUGAAAACAUAUGCUCUGUGUAGUGAAUCUGCCAGGUUUUUUGUUUUUAAACAAUUUGAGCGAGUUUGUAUAUUUUUCAGCAGAUUUAUUUCAUAUAAACUGUUUUGAUGUGAGCAUGUGAACCUUUUCAGGUGGUUUUCAGUGUGACUCAAACGUAUGUAGCAUCUUUGCACUUUAGCGCUGUAUCUGCUGAAUGUACUGCCGCAUCAUUCCCUCUUCAUGUUUACUAAGAGUCUGCCAUCUGCUGGAGGAUUUCUGAAUCGCAAUAAAUGACCAUGCACAUAAAA